Molecule: messenger RNA, 1226 nt
Organism: Lingula anatina
Lineage: Eukaryota; Metazoa; Brachiopoda; Lingulata; Lingulida; Lingulidae
Product: acid-sensing ion channel 4-B
Biological process (GO): sodium ion transmembrane transport
Cellular component (GO): plasma membrane
Molecular function (GO): ligand-gated sodium channel activity
Source: RefSeq, a predicted model, not a curated record
AUGUCGUCUGCUUUUUGUGUUCGCGUUCACAACCCUCACGAAUUCCCGGAGAUCCAGAGUCGCGGGCUCCUCGUGGCCCCCGGAGCCACUACCCAGAUCUCCAUUAAACAGGCUCGGACUUUGCGUUCUUCUGCUCCAUUUAAGGCUCAGAAUCUUCCGUCACCUUACGGUAACUGUAGAGAUGGCAGUCUGACGUAUUUCAGAGAGUACUCCAAGGUGAACUGCAUGGCAGAAUGCAACCAUAAAAACAUAAUGCAGAAAUGCGGUUGUCGUCUGCACUACUAUCCCCCAGUGGCGGGAACGAGGGAAUGCUCCCCUUAUGACGUCUACACUUGCGUUGGUCAACAACUUGUCAUCGACUCCGACGAGAAGGCGGCUGCUUUAAACUGCGACUGUUCAGAGCCGUGCAGCGGAGUAUCAUACCAGCACGGAGUGACGCACAGCCGGAUAUCCGACUCCUACGCAAAUUACUCCGCGACUAUAACUGGCAAGUCACCCGAAUACGUGAGAUCGAAUUAUGUCAUCUUAAAAGUGUAUUACUCUGAUUUAAGUUACCAGGAAACUAUACAAAGUGCUUCGUACCCAUUUCUGACACUUCUAGCAGAUAUAGGUGGCGCCCUUGGGCUCGUCUUGGGCAUGACCAUGAUGACUCUGGUGGAGGUGGUCGAUUUCUGCUUCCAGCUGUGCUGGCUGCAGUUUUACAAAAGGAAAACUUAAGUUUUUUUAAGGACAGUGGUGCACACGUGAGAGAUUUUCUUCUUGGACGGAGGUUUUCCGACUCUGGAAAACACAGUCGAAAGUUGAAUGUAAACAUUAUUCAGAAAUAAGCGUAUAAACAUUUUAUAUUGGCUGUAAAAGCACAAUAUGAUGACUUGAUUAAUCUGUUAAAUACCGGUAUAUCCGUUAUUUAUCUUCAAACUGAACUGGAAAUAAUGAAUUGUGUCCCAAAGUGUCGUCUUUAUAUGAACAUAUGGUUGCGUUUUGCUUAAGGGUUCUAUGUACAUGUCCCAGUACGAGUGUAUGUAUGUCUCACAACGUACGUUUGUUGUUUUGUGUUUUGUUAUUCAUAUAAAUCUCUUGUGUACUCGGACAACUUUUUUUACUUCUUUGCAAUUUCACUCCCUAUUUAUUUCUCGGUGAAAUUCAUGUUGGCUUGUAUCAAGACGUCUUUUCUGCAUGUACAUCUUUCAUUUUUAUAAAACGCAUUAUAAAGCACCAGCUUGUUU